This is a messenger RNA of Pygocentrus nattereri (red-bellied piranha), 824 nucleotides long. RefSeq names its product histone H2B. Gene Ontology annotation, cellular component: nucleosome. The coding region runs from base 13 to 387 and encodes 124 amino acids. The transcript has a single exon. Gene Ontology annotation, molecular function: protein heterodimerization activity; DNA binding; structural constituent of chromatin. The record is from RefSeq and is a predicted model, not a curated record. NCBI's taxonomy places the organism in Eukaryota, Metazoa, Chordata, Actinopteri, Characiformes, Serrasalmidae.
AAGAGGAGAGUUAUGCCUGAACCUGCCAAGUCCGCCCCGAAGAAGGGAUCUAAGAAAGCCGUGACCAAGACGGCCGGCAAGGGAGGAAAGAAGCGCAGAAAGUCCAGGAAGGAGAGCUACGCCAUCUACGUAUACAAAGUGCUGAAGCAGGUCCACCCCGACACCGGCAUUUCGUCCAAGGCGAUGGGUAUCAUGAACUCGUUCGUCAACGACAUCUUCGAGCGCAUCGCCGGUGAGUCGUCCCGUCUGGCUCAUUACAACAAACGCUCCACCAUCACGUCCAGGGAGAUCCAGACCGCCGUGCGCCUGCUUCUUCCCGGCGAGCUGGCCAAGCACGCCGUGUCCGAGGGCACCAAGGCCGUCACCAAGUACACCAGCUCCAAGUAAGAAGUGACCCGGACUUCAUCAAACCCAACGGCUCUUUUAAGAGCCACCCACGGUUUCGCUUUAAGAGCUUUUCUCUGUUUCUGAGAAUGAAAGCGGGGAUGUGUCUGAUGAAACUUAGUUUGCGUUUUCCUGCGCAGCUUCUUUACACGUAGUUUCUCUGUUUGGGUAAUGGGUGUUGGUGAAAUGGCGCUCUCUGCCUCAUAUAUACAAUAAUAAAUGUAACACGCGUCAUUCGGGUUUUUGUAGUUUAAAAUAAUGGUAUAUUUGAAUGUAGUAACACGGUUUAAAUGUGCGGCCUGGUGAGCUCCUUUUUUGCUUUCACACUGUGUGAGAGAGAGAGAUGAACUCAAACUGCAUUAAUAAAAUAAAGGCUACACUAAGUUUGAUUUUAUUUUUUGUGCUGUCACAAAAUCAAUAAUACAAUAUAGUAAAACCUG